GACAUGACCCUACAUAUGACAAGGGAUGAAUGGAUGAAAGAGGAAAGAGACACAACCCUUUGUACUAGUGAUGGAGGGAUGGAAGAUGAACAAGACACAACCCUACAUACAACAAGUGAUGGAGGGAUGGAAAAGGAAAUAGACACAAAGCUACAUACAAUAAAUGAUGAAGGGAUGGAAAAGGAAAUAGACGCAACCCUAGAUACAACAAGUGAUGGAGGAAUGGAAGAUGAAAGAGGCACACUCCUAUAUACAACAAGUGAUGGAAGGAUGGAAAAGGAAAGAGAUACAACCCUACAUACAACAAGAGAUGAAUGGAUGAAAGAGGAAAGAGACACAACCCUAUAUAUGACAAGGGAUAAAUGGAUGAAAGAGGAAAGAGACAUGACCCUACAUACAACAAGUGAUGAAGGAAUGGAAAAGAAAAUAGACGCUACCAUACAUACGACAAGGGAUGAAUGGAAGAAAGAGGAAAGAGACAUGACCCUACAUACAACAAGUGAUGAAAGGAUUAAAAAGGAAAGAGACGCGACCCUACCUACAACAAGUGAUGAAGGGAUGAAAAGGGAAAGAGAUGCGACCCUACAUACGACAAGGGAUGAAUGGAUGAAAGAGGAAAGAGAAAUGAACCUACAUGCAACAAGAGAUGGAGGAAUGGAAAAGGAAAUAAACGCGACCCUACAUAUGACAAGGGAUGAAUGGAUGAAAGAGGAAAGAGACACCACCCUACAUACAACAAGUGAUGAAGGGAUGGAAAAGAAAAGAGAUGCAACCCUACAUAUGACAAGGGAUGAAUGGAUGAAAGAGGAAAGAGACAUGACCCUAUGUACUAGUGAUGGAGGGACAGAAGAUGAAAGAGACACAAUCCUGUAUACAACAAGUGAUGGAGGGAUAGAAAAGGAAAGAAAUGCGACUCUACAUAUGACAAGGGAUGAAUGGAUAAAAGAGGAAAGUGACACGGCCCUGUGUGCUAGUGAUGCAGGGAUGGAAGACGAAAGAGACACAAUCCUACAUACGACUAGUGAUGGAGGGAUGGAAAAAGAAAGAGACACAACCCUGUGUACUAGUGAUGGAGAGAUGGAAGAUGAAAGAGUCACAAUCCAACAUAAGACAAGUGAUGGAGGGACGGAAGAGGAAGGAGAUACAAGCCUACAUACAACAAGUGAUAAAGGAAUGGAAAAGGAAAGAGAUACAGCACUACAUAAGACAAGUGAUGGAGGGAUGGAAGAGGAAAUAGGUGCAUCCCUAUAUACAACAAGUGAUAGAGAUAUGGAAGAUGAAAGAGACACAAUUCAACAUAAGACAAGUGAUGAAGGGGCAGAAGAGGAACAAUACACAAGCCUACAUACAACAAGUGAUAAAGGAAUGGAAGAGGAUAGAGAUGUGACACUAUAUAAGACAAGUGAUGGAGGAACGGAAGAGGAAAGAGACACAACUCUAUAUAUGACAAGUGAUCGAGGGAUGGAAGAGGAAAGAGACACAAGCCUACAUACAACAAGUGAUGAAGGAAUGGAAGAGGAGAGAGAUGUGACCCUACAUAAGACAAGUGAUGGAGGGAUGGAAGAGGAAAGAGACACAACUCUAUAUAUGACAAGUGAUGAAGGGACGGAAGAGGAGAGAGACACAACCCUGCGCAAGACAAGUGAUGGAGAAAUGGAAGAGGAAAUAGAUGCAACCCUACAUACAACAAUUGAUGGAGGUAUAAAAGACGAAAUAGACACAACCCUACAUAAGACAAGUGAUGGAGAGAUGAAAGAUGAAAUAGAUGCAACCCAACAUACAACAAGUGAUGGUGGGAUGGAAGAGGAAAUAGAUGCAACCCAACAUACCACAAGUGAUAGUGGGAUGGAAGAGGAAAUAGAUGCAACCCAACAUACAACAAGUGAUGGUGCCAUGGAAGAGGAAAUAGAUGCAACCCAACAUACCACAAGUGAUGGUGGGAUGGAAGAGGAAAUAGAUGCAACCCAAAAUACAACAAGUGAUGGUGGCAUGGAAGAGGAAAUAGAUGCAACCCAACAUACCACAAGUGAUAGAGAGAUGGAAGAGGAGAGAGACGUGACCCUACAUAAGACAAGUGAUGGAGGGAUGGAAGAGGAAAGAGACACGACUCUAUAUAUGACAAAUGAUGAAGGGACGGAAGAGGAGAGAGACACAACCCUGCGAGAGACAAGUGAUGGAGAAAUGGAAGAGGAAAUAAAUGCAACCCUACAUACAACAAUUGAUGGAGGUAUAAAAGACGAAAUAGACACAACCCUACAUAAGACAAGUGAUGGAGAGAUGAAAGAUGAAAUAGAUGGAACCCAACAUACAACAAGUGAUGGUGGGAUGGAAGAGGAAAUAGAUGCAACCCAACAUACCACAAGUGAUAGUGGGAUGGAAGAGGAAAUAGAUGCAACCCAACAUACAACAAGUGAUGGUGGCAUGGAAGAGGAUAUAGAUGCAACCCAACAUACAACACGUGAUGGUGGCAUAGAAGAGGAAAUAGAUGCAACCCAACAUACCACAAGUGAUGGAGAGAUGGAAGAGGAGAGAGACGUGACCCUACAUACUACAAGUAAUGCGUGGAUGGAAGAGGAAAGGAGUCUGGAAGGAGACGCUGAGCUGGAGGAAGAGCUCUCUGAUGAAGCUUCUGAAACAGAGGACAAUUUGGAGUUCGAUCCGGACUACCAGUCUACUGAUGAAGAAGAGUCAGAGGACGAGCCAGAGAUCACUGCUGACACAGAGGCUGCUUAUCAGUCAAAAAACAAAAAAAUACUGUGGAGUUCAAUAACUCCUCCUCAGAGACGAGGGAGAUUGCCAGCUCAUCGUAUCAUCAAAAUGACCCCUGGACCAACCAGGUUGGCAUGUGCCCAUGCGGAAGACAUAAGAUCAACGUUUGAAUUGUUUUUCCCAGAUGAUAUUAAAAAGAUUUUGAUUAAUAUGACCAAUUUAGAGGGGAAACGUGUGCUUGGUGCUGCCUGGAAGCGUCUGGACUGGAUGGACUUGCAGGCAUUUUUUGGUCUGUUGAUUCUGGCAGGCGUGUAUCGAUCCCACCAUGAGGCUAUGAGUAGCUUAUGGCACGGUGUAUCGGGGAGGGCAAUUUUUCGUGCUACCAUGGCAAUGGGUACUUUUAGCAAAUUGUCAAGGGUCUUCUGCUUUUAUGAAAGAGAUGAAGAGCAGGGCCAAAAGAAAAGUGACAAGCUGGCACCAAUAAGGAACAUCUGGGAUAAAUGGGUCGAACGCCUGCCGCUCUUGUACAAUCCAGGCCCAAACGUUACUGUGGAUGAGUGCCUGGUCCGUUUUAGAGGACAAUGUCCCUUCAAACAAUACAUGCCAAGUAAACCGGGCAAGUAUGGAAUUAAAAUCUGGGCAGCAUGUGAUUCCAGAUCGAGCUAUGCAUGGAACAUGCAGAUCUACACUGGCAAAGCUGCCGACGGCAAGUCAGAAAAGAACCAGGGAAUGCGAGUGGUCCUGGACAUGACGGCUGGUCUAGAGGGACACACCGUCACGUGUGACAAUUUUUUCACCUCGUACGCCCUCGGCGAGGAGCUGCUCCGAAGGAAAAUGACUAUGAUCGGAACAGUCAGAUCAAACAAGCCGGAGCUCCCACCUGCACUCCUGUCAAUGAAGAACAGGCUCCGAUUUUCAUCCAAGUUCGCCUUCACUGACACGCACGCUCUUGUGUCCUACUGUCCCAGAAAAAAUAAAAACGUGCUUUUGAUGAGCACGCUCCACAGAGACGACCAAGUAAGUGACAAAGAUCACAAGAAGCCAGAGAUAAUCCUGGACUACAACCAUACCAAAGGAGGAGUUGACAACCUUGACAAGCUUGUCGCCACUUACACCUGCCAAAGGAAGACAGCUCGUUGGCCCAUGGUGAUUUUCUUCAACAUGUUGGAUGUCUCUGCCUACAAUGCAUUCGUACUGUGGACAGAGAUAGAUCCUUUGUGGAACAAAGGGAAAAACACUAAAAGGAGGCUGUUCCUGGAAGCACUAGGGGAAGCUCUGGUGGCUCCCUACAUGACAAGCCGGCAUCACGUUCCCCGCGCACCAGCCUCUCACUGUAUGGUGAUACAUGCACAAGCAAGCUGUUCAAAAACUGAAGCUGUCGCUCUGCUAGCCUCCAAAUAUAAGGUGAUGGAAGCGCGAGCAUGUUCUUCUCCAGCCAAAAAAACCAACUCCUCACCAGUAUCAACCCCCAGCAAGAGGAAAAGGUGUCAGGUCUGUGAAUCAAAGAAGAGCACGAAAACCAGUAUGACGUGCAGUCAGUGUAACAUUUACAUUUGCAGGUCACAUGCUAUUAUAACUUCUUACUGCUACGCAUGCAAGAAGGUUUAAACAAGUCUUCGUCAUGGCUUAUAGUAGUAGUUAUUCUCUUGUUGUUCUCUUUACUAGCUUGUUUGCCGUUGGAAAAUGUAUCAUGUUUAUUGCUUUUUUUACCCAGAUGUUUUUAUUACUUUACUUCAUUAGACUUACUGUAUGUUGAUGUCAGAUGUUUUAAAUAAACGAGAGGCUACAAAGUAACUUGUACUCUGCG
Molecule: messenger RNA, 4516 nt
Organism: Labeo rohita (rohu)
Lineage: Eukaryota; Metazoa; Chordata; Actinopteri; Cypriniformes; Cyprinidae
Product: titin homolog
Exons: 2
Coding region: 4-4317 (1437 amino acids)
Source: RefSeq, a predicted model, not a curated record